Messenger RNA from Lichtheimia ornata, 1977 nucleotides. RefSeq lists its product as uncharacterized. The coding region runs from base 1 to 1977 and encodes 658 amino acids. The record is from RefSeq and is a predicted model, not a curated record. Gene Ontology annotation, molecular function: protein binding. The transcript is spliced from 2 exons. Lineage: Eukaryota; Fungi; Mucoromycota; Mucoromycetes; Mucorales; Lichtheimiaceae.
AUGGUUCGAAUGGAUCCUAUUGAUUUGUAUUCGUUACCAGAAACCUCUUCUUUUCAUGGCCAGGACGAUACUCAUAUUGCAGCAGUAUCCCACACGAUCGGUGAGCUUGCAUGUCAAUUGGUGGAGAAGCUCAAUGUGCGUUCAGCGACAUUGGCGAGAGGAGGUCAAAUUCAUUUUGCGUUAAGUGAUGCAGCCACGAUGCGAGUGUUGGCACCAAGGUCGUCUGUUGGGUAUUUGCGAGCGGGAGCGAUUUAUCAGCAACAAGGAAAUGAGCGAGCAGCAGUCCGCAUGUAUGACCAAGGACUUGAAGCAGUAUCACCUUCGGAUCAUGGUUACACCGACUUGAAGCAGAGACGCGCUGAGGCGAUGCAUGCUGCUGAUUCUAAACGCGUUGAUUUUAUCACCCAAUUACCACUUGAUAUCGUGGCUACCAGCAUCACACCAUUACUAUUUGAGAGUGUUCAUCUCCAUGCCGACAAGCCUUGUCCUUAUCUUUAUGUGUCACGUGCAUGGCAACAGCGUCUUUUGGCAAGCAAUCCAUUGACUUUUAUGAUACACAAGGAUGUUUCGGACUCGAGACAAGUCAUCAAGUUUGCAUCCCAUGUCAAAUCCUUGGUGAUUCCCUCUAACAAGUAUGGCUCAGAGUAUGAUCCUGCACAUGUCUUGUUGAAAGCCAACUAUCCAAGUCUUGUAAAACUCAUCUUGCAUCAUCGAGGUGACCGCGGUGUGUUGAAUAUCUGCAUCUCUUCUGUGGGUGAUGCAUUGACAUGGUUAAAGCUUAUUGUGAGCUUGGAGGAUCCGAUUGAUUUGCGCUUUGUGUUGGAUCAUUGCCCCCACUUGAUUUCUCUUGAAGCAGCGUUCUUUGAUGGCACCAUGACCAAUAAGCUGACCAAGCAGUAUCCCAAUUUGAAGGACCUUCAUCUACGUGCACUCUCUCGCCAUGGUAUUACAGACAAGAGCAUGCUCAAUAUCGUUGGCCAUCUUCCAUCCUUGUCAUCAUUGAAUGUGGGAUCCGUGCCUAGUUCUCGCUUAUUGUCAACCUUGCAUCAUUAUUGCCCCAACAUGAAACUGCUAGCUUAUGGUGACAGUAUUCUUGAUUUGAGAACCUACAAGGAUCAUGCAGGAUUACAAAAAGUCUCGAUUGGUCAAAGUCAAAUUGAAUUGAACCCUGAUGAUUUGAUAUCAAUCAUUUCGCGUCAUUGGAGAUCGCUUGAACAACUCGCCUUGAAAGGCCUCAUCAAAGAACCUUUGAAAUGGCGUCGUGGAUUUGUUUUUGAACGCCUUACGUAUUUGGAAAUCGACGCCGAGCAUGAUGCACUGCUAACAUUGGCGACAUCCAUCAUUCACCUUGCACCAUGUUUAGAAGCCAUCAAGGUGUUUAUUCAAUCGGGAGACGACCCUCAUCAAGCAUUCGUUGCCAUGACCGAGUUGAACCAUUUGAAAUGUCUUUGGCCAAGAUGCAUUGCACCCUACUCCAAUUCGCUUUAUUAUUUCAUUCAGCAUCAUGUCAACUUGGGUGAUCAGUCAUCCCUCCAAGAGAUUCGAUUGCUGCUGCAACCUGAUAUGCCGCCAUGUCCUUGGUUACGUGCGAUUGCUCAACUAGCCAACUUGCGACGUCUUGAGAUUGGCAUCAAAUCCAUGUCAUUUCCUAGGAAUUACGUUGCCAUGAUGGAUGCACUUGCGCAAGGAUGCUUGGCAUUAGAGAGUCUUGAGUUGAAAUGUGGUGCUGUGGAUCUACCGGAGAAAUGUCUUGUUCUCUUUGGUGCUCAUCCUGGUAUCAAACGCUUGGCGAUUGUGGCUGAAUCUAUUUCCAAUCAUGAUAUCAUUGCUAUUUUAUCCAUGCCAAAUUUGCAAUGCCUUGAUCUCUUGACGCUCAUGGAUGAUCUUACACUGGAAACACUCAAAAACAACAUUCCUCAGGUUAACUACAUGCCAUUAUCGACAUCGGAUCGCCUAGCAUUCUCUUUAUCAUCGUAG